Trifolium pratense (red clover) is the source of this 2037-nucleotide messenger RNA. RefSeq names its product glycosyltransferase BC10-like. Gene Ontology annotation, molecular function: glycosyltransferase activity. The coding region runs from base 450 to 1637 and encodes 395 amino acids. Gene Ontology annotation, cellular component: membrane. NCBI's taxonomy places the organism in Eukaryota, Viridiplantae, Streptophyta, Magnoliopsida, Fabales, Fabaceae. The transcript has 12 exons. The record is from RefSeq and is a predicted model, not a curated record.
AACAAUUUGCGAAUAGAAAGCGUUUUUUUUCUUCCUUUUUUCUUCCGAAACAACAAACAAACAAUAACACAUUCCCAGAAUCUAUCUAUCUUAACCUACGAACGAACAACCACUAUUCUUUCUUUUUCAAAUUUAAUUUAAUUCUUUUUUAACGCCUAAUACGGAGUAUUAAUUAGUAGUAACACCAUUAUUCUUAUCAUUAUUAUCAUAAUUCCCCAUCUCACAAUCAUUAUCAUCAAGACAAGAAUUGAUUUGAUUUCAUUAUUACGUUAAUUAAUCAAUCAAUCUUUUCAUCUUCCUCAAUCUCCUCGCAUCGCAUUCCAGAUUUUUCUGCAUCAAUCCAUUUGGGGUUCAUUGUAGGGACCAGGCUAUUUGCCCUUGAUUUUUUGUGUCUGUGGAAGAAAAGAAGUGUUUUUGGAUGUGGGAAUUUUGAUGAAUUAUUUACUUAAAUGAAGUCAGAAAAGGGUUGGCGUUUAGGCAGUAUGGGUGAUAUGCAGAUAUUGCCCGGUUCUCGCCACCGUCCACACAUGAAGAAACCGACGUGGAUUAUUGUUUUGGUGUUGUUCGUAUGCGUCUUUCUAAUCAUGGCUUAUAUGUAUCCGCCGCAAACUAGUUCAGCCUGUUACAUCUUCUCUUCUAGAGGGUGCAAGACUUUUUCUGACUGGCUUCCACCUGUUCCUGCAAGAGAAUACACCGAUGAGGAGAUUGCAUCGCGGGUUGUUAUUAAGGAUAUUUUGAACUCACCGCCGGUUAUUGCAAAAAUAUCAAAGAUUGCCUUUAUGUUUUUGUCGCCCGGUUCUUUGCCAUUGGAAAAAUUGUGGGACAACUUUUUCCAAGGUCAUGAAGGGAAGUUCUCAGUUUAUGUGCAUGCUUCCAAGACUAAACCAGUUCAUGUGAGCCGUUACUUUGUCAAUCGGGAUAUACGCAGUGAUCAGGUGGUGUGGGGUAAAAUUUCUAUGGUUGAUGCAGAGAGACGGAUAUUGGCGACUGCCCUUCAAGAUCCUGAUAACCAGCACUUUGUUUUACUUUCUGAUAGCUGUGUGCCUCUGUAUCAUUUUGACUAUAUUUACAACUAUCUGAUGCAUACGAAUAUCAGCUAUGUAGACUGCUUUAAGGAUCCUGGUCCUCAUGGGAAUGGGAGGUACUCAGAGCGCAUGUUACCUGAAGUUGAGGUGAAAGACUUUAGAAAGGGUGCACAGUGGUUUUCUAUGAAGCGGCAGCACGCUGUUAUAGUUAUGGCUGACUACCUGUAUUACUCAAAAUUUCGGGCUUACUGCCAGCCUGGUUUGGAGGGGAGGAAUUGCAUUGCUGAUGAGCAUUACUUGCCAACCUUCUUCCAGAUUGUUGAUCCUGGUGGAAUUGCAAACUGGUCAGUAACCCAUGUUGACUGGUCUGAGAGAAAAUGGCACCCAAAAUCAUAUAGGGCUCAUGAUGUUACUUACGAGCUUUUGAAGAAUAUCACGUCCGUUGACGUUAGUGUACACGUCACCAGUGAUGAGAAGAAAGAAGUGCAAAGUUGGCCUUGCUUAUGGAAUGGGAUUCAGAAACCAUGUUACCUAUUUGCUAGGAAGUUCACUCCGGAAACACUGGACAAAUUGUUGCAUCUAUUUUCCAAUUAUUCAACACCUUGGACUUGAAUCCUAUUCGGCUAGUUUGAUCGAUUCUUUGCAUUAUUGAGGCUUGAUCGCCUGCCGGCCGCAGAUAUUGGGUCCAAGUUAAACUGGCAUUGCAGUUAGGGUGGCCUGAGACAAUGACUGGAUGCUAACAAUGUAGUGUUGCUUCCUUGGGGAUCUUUGGAUGACAGAACUAAUAUUUUUCCCUUCCAUUUUUGGUUAUAUAAGUUUUAUAUUUAACAGGUUAAAUUUUGGGGGAAUCAUAUCAGCUCAUAUAAUGCUUGAUGAUCUUUGUAAAACUGGCCAAGUGUUAAGUUGAAAAAAUACAACACUCUACUGUCUAUCUAUUCAGUGUUUUUAUAUACUCCCUCGGUGCCUCUUGUAACUUGUAAAUGUUUAUAUUUUAAACUAUGAAUUUGAACUA